CAGCUGAGCUCCUGGCAGUUCACAGGCGCGAUCACAAGAUUCCUCAACGAUCACACGGCCAGAAAGAUUUUAUCCCUGAUGGCUCAGAAGAACAAGAGGAGAAGCUGCGCCAGUGCCGGGAUGAACAUUGGCAGCUCUUGCGGGAAGAACAUGUGGAGAGAUUGGGAAGUCUGGUGAAAGCUGAGUGGAAGCCUCAGGAAGGUAUUGCCGAGCUCAAAUCCCCUGCUGGGAAAUUCUGGCAUACUAUGGGGUACACAGAACAUGGAAAGCAAUGCUUGCUGCCAGAGGAAGCCCUGUAUCUCCUGGAAUGUGGCUCUAUUCAGCUUUUUUACAAAGACUUGCCCUUGUCAAUCCAGGAAGCCUAUGAGAUGUCUCAGAGGUCUGUGAGUCUGCUGAAGUACCAGGUAUUCAGUCACUUGAAGAGGCUUGGUUACAUUGUGCUGAGAUUUCAUUCCAGUGCUGUUACCACACCCUAUGAGAGACAGCUGAAUCUGGGUAGCCACUCUCAAAAUGCAAAGAAACACCACCACAAGAGGAAAAGGAGCGCCAGCCCUCGGAAGCGCAAAACAUCUGAGAAAACUCAGGAAUGCAAGCAGCCACCCCAAAAGACUGGGAGGCAUUGUGAGGGUUCCAGCUACACAGUGUCAGAUGGAGGAAUUUUAUCUGGGGAGAAAGUGAAAAAAUCUGAUCCUGAAGUUGCGUUUGUGGAGUCCAUCCCAUCUUCCAGUGAUGUAGUACAAUGUUAUGAAUCUUUUCCAGUUUGUAUCGGAGACCACCCUGAGAGAUCUGCCAUGGCACCUGGGGAAAGGCAGGGUAACACUUGUCUGUCUUGCUGGGAUUUCACCACCAUUACUUUCCCUAACAUGGGUGCUGAUUGCCCACAAACCCUCCUGUCACAGCCUGAUAAAAGACUCCUCCCAAAGAAUGUGACUGCAAGUGCAGUUGAUGCAAGCAGGUGGCGCAGAAAGCUCAAUCAGAAAUUUGAGAAAUUGUCUCACAAGGAACGGGAGCAUCUUGAGUGGGAGAGAAGGUACAAAAACAGUAUCAAUGAGGAUAAGGAAGUCAGGCAGUGCUCCACCUGGCGGGAAUACAAGACUCUUCUAGAAAAGAGAAGACAAGAGAGGGAGAAGAGGUACCCAGCAAACCUCUGGCAGCAGGCCGUUACCCCACUUAUCAAGCCAGAUCAAGGUCUUUCAACAGCUGAUGUCCUCCAGAAGAUCAAAGUACUCCAGCCCUCCAACAUCCUGGAUGGAGCACCCCAGCUACAGAAUGAUUCCAGAGGCAUGAAGAUAGAUUUUGAUGUGUAUCCAGCAGACACAGCUUCUACCUUUAAGAAGAAUAAACCUGGGAAACCUUUUGUCCGGAUAUGCGUUCGGAGCUUUGAUGAGCAGAUUCCAACCCUGAGGGCAGUGAAACAGCUCGCUUAUCAAAGUGGUGAUGUCCCAGUGACCUUUGCACUAGUAGACAAUGGAGACAUUGCUUUCUAUUCUUUUAAGGAGUUUCAACUUCCUGUUGAUGUGUAUCCCUGAUUGUUGCUGCUGUCCCCUGGAGAAACAUCUUUGAGACUGGGCUCUCUUUUGUGCACAUGUAUGAAAUGUAGUCAGGGGUUUGCUCAGCAUAGAAACUCAAGCUGCCAGUAUUGUGCCAUCAGUGCAUGAAGAAAACUGCUCGUUCGUAAAAGCAAAGGGCGAUUCAGAUAUGUUCUUCCUUUAUUGCAUCACCUCAGUACUUCCUGAACAGAGAUGCACAACUAGUUUUAAUGUACCAGUUAGUAUCGUUAGACUGAUAUUAUCUGGAUUUCUAUUUUGCAUGUACAGAAUAGGCUCUGGUUGACUGAGUACCAUUGUACUGAAUCGAUACUGAAUGGUACACAGAAGUCUUGCUGAAGGUUCAAAAAUCCAGUUUGUUUCUAAUGGUAUCUUAAUAACUGUGACACCAGCAGUUGUCAGAUUCAAUCCUUUGGAAUGUGGGGGUGGGGAGUCUCCAGAGCAGGAUUUGACCACCAGAUGGAUCAUUUAGCAUUUAUUUAGCAACUAUAGGUUGAUGUUUGGUCUGACAUCUAGUAUCAGUGGGUGCUUUCACACAAUGACUGUGGAUUUUGCUAUUCUUAUACAAUAAAAAUCCAGUUGCAGAGUGCCUUAUUUAGUGUGUGUGAAUGCACCCAGUGAUCCACUAAUAGUAAGAGAAAUAACAAGGUGCUAUUGCAGUAAUGUUCAGAGCCAGUAAUCCUACAGGGACAGACUUCUGUUGCUGGGUUAAGCUGGUCAUUCUUCGAUGUCAAUAUUCUACUGAGAAGAACAGCGUUGGAUUCUCCAUCCAAUCCAUGGAAAUAUGCCACCAUGCCUUGUAGCUCACAAAGCUAUUGAGAAUUAAAUUAUUAGAAGUAUUGUAUUAUUAGAAGUACAGUCACCAUUAUUGGGAUCGCUAUGCUCAGUUUGUGCAUUUUCAGAACAAUAAACUACUACAAUAUUGCUUGGGUAAAAGAGACUGGCUAUUUUGAAUUCAGGGAUUCUUUUGUUGGACGUUUCACAAAGAGAUUUUAGGAAAUGGUUUUAUAAAUGUUGUUGGGUUUUGGAAGGUAAAGCAAUAAAAUACCCUUUUCCUA
Heteronotia binoei (common prickly gecko) is the source of this 2605-nucleotide messenger RNA. RefSeq names its product tRNA splicing endonuclease subunit 54 (gene TSEN54). NCBI's taxonomy places the organism in Eukaryota, Metazoa, Chordata, Lepidosauria, Squamata, Gekkonidae. Gene Ontology annotation, biological process: tRNA-type intron splice site recognition and cleavage. The record is from RefSeq and is a predicted model, not a curated record. Gene Ontology annotation, cellular component: tRNA-intron endonuclease complex. The transcript has 10 exons. The coding region runs from base 246 to 1529 and encodes 427 amino acids.